AUGCAAUCAGAGGUUGAUGAUUUGGAACGGAGAUAUGUCUCCGUGUAUAAAGAGCUUCUAUUGCAACUGGACAAGCUAUUUCUUUUGCAAAAUGGUAGUAACAUGGAUAGCGAAUUGAAAGCUAAAUCAAGACUACGUGCUUUACAUCAACUUAAUGUGUCCGAAACUGCAUCGUAUCUGAAUAUGAAAGAUACCAACAAUGAUACCAAGAGGCAAGUCACAACCCUUCUUGAGAAUAAAUACGAGAGAGAUGGAGAACUACGCGUCAACAUAGAAAAACACUGGACAUUAAUUGAAAAGUGGUUGAGUCAGACUCAUGAAACAAUAAAACUGCGACAAAAAUUAGUGGAACUCUCUGCAAAAUUCCCAGAACCUGCUGAAAACUCACCGCCAGACCCUAAGCUUACACAGACGCUUGAGAUGUUGCGGUCCAUAUACAGUGUUCUUGUCAUUCAAGGCGGAUAUCAGGACGUGGUCUUUGAUCACGAUUAA
This is a messenger RNA of Kluyveromyces lactis, 492 nucleotides long. RefSeq names its product Mcm16p (gene MCM16). The transcript has a single exon. Lineage: Eukaryota; Fungi; Ascomycota; Saccharomycetes; Saccharomycetales; Saccharomycetaceae. The record is from RefSeq and is a predicted model, not a curated record. The coding region runs from base 1 to 492 and encodes 163 amino acids.